AUGAAAGAUCGAUUGAUUCUACGGAAUCCUUUAAUCUGCAUCUUCGACAUUGGCUUUGGCUUUGGCAAUGCACGCAUUUGUUAUGAUGUUGAGAUCCCAAAAAAAAUCCACUUCAUUCAUCUAAUUAGCGAUGACAAAAAUGAAAAACAACAAGAAUUCUUUUACACAUCACAUGGAGAGGAGGAGGAAUUGGCAUUGUAUUUGUGUCCCAAACGUGGAUACAUUGAUAUAACAACAGAAGUCCCGUUCCCUUCUGGCGCACCUAUUGGUUCAUGUAAUGGAACUUUCUGUUUGUGGACUAAAAAAGGUUUGAUUCUAUGGAACCCUUCAAUCAGGCGCAAACUAAUCGUGCCUGAAUUUCCUCAGAGAUCUGAACCCUUUACGUUGCGAGGGAUUGGGUUUGGAUUCGAUCCAAUCAGUGAUGACUACAAAGUUGUCCAGACAUCAAAUGUCAAAGGCAACAAUUCAUUUGUUUAUGCUGUGAAGAGUGGCACAUGGUGUGAGAUUGCUUCCCCUAAACAUCAAAAUCAGAUUCAGAGUAUCCGUUACGAUUCCUUUUUUUUCAAUGGAGUGUUGCAUUGGGUGACAUAUAUUAAUCAAAGAGAAAAGAAAACCGGAUGCAUUAGUUGUAUACUAACAUUCAAUUUGAGCACUCAUGUUUUUGAUAUGAUUCCAGUGCCUAUGUCCGUUCGGAUUUGGGUGACAUCGGGACUAACAACCAUGCAAGGUUCUUUAGCUUUGAUUUCUUGUAAUGAUGAAAUUAGUGAAAGUUGGAUUCGGGUAUGGAGAGAUGCUUCGUGGUCUGUGGUUUUUAAAUUGAAAACAGAUCAACUUUUUAUUUUAGGUGUUUUGGAAUUGCAUCCGCAAGCUUUGUUGCUCAAUACUUUCUCUCAUGGGCUCCAUGUUUAUAAUCUCAAGACGGGGGUGUCAUCAAGAGUAGGCGACUUCAAUGCUGCUUCAAGUUUACGUAACUUUUAUCAGUGUGUUGAAACCCUUCAUUUGUUAGACAUGGGGGAGACUAUUGCUGAAACGGAACUACAUAACUACUAUGAAAGAAAAAAAAAUAACAACAUUACAUUUUGA
Messenger RNA from Lactuca saligna, 1083 nucleotides. NCBI's taxonomy places the organism in Eukaryota, Viridiplantae, Streptophyta, Magnoliopsida, Asterales, Asteraceae. The record is from the annotation of a GenBank genome assembly.